Messenger RNA from Malania oleifera, 561 nucleotides. RefSeq lists its product as uncharacterized. The transcript is spliced from 2 exons. The record is from RefSeq and is a predicted model, not a curated record. Lineage: Eukaryota; Viridiplantae; Streptophyta; Magnoliopsida; Santalales; Ximeniaceae. The coding region runs from base 1 to 561 and encodes 186 amino acids.
AUGAACUUUGGGAACAGUGACACGAAUGCUAGGGGUGAUGGAGUAGGACCUUCCAGUCUAGGGGGCAGAGAUUAUGACGCAGUAUUGCGCAGUGUAAUGACUAAGAUGGCUAGGAAUUCAGGGGAGCGGAGCUACACGAUCCAGCAUUUUACGUGUAUGAUACCCCCAUCCUUUGUUGGAGGAGCAGACACGACAGUGGUUGAGAAUUGGGUUCAGGACGUUGAGGACAAGCUAGUAGUGCUCUCGUGUACUAAUGAACAAAAAGUGUCAUUUGCAACAUCCAAGCUUACCGGGGAAGCAAAACGCUGGUGGAGAUCAACGAGCGCGAAGGCAGCAGAGUUCCUACACCUGACUCAGGGGCAGAUGACAGUGCAGCAGUGCGCAACCCAAUUUAUUGAGCUGUCACGGUUUGCCUCACAUUUGGCACCAGAUGAGGGGAAGAAGGCAAGAAAGUGCGAGGAGGGCCUCAGACAGAAUGUAUUCGAUCAUGUCAUAGAUUUUCGGGCCCAAACAUUUGUUAAGGAUGUAGACAGAGCUUCCGUGAUCGAGAGUGGCAUGUAG